CUUGGAAGAAAAGUGCCCUCUUGGGGAAGAAAAGCGCUCGGGGCAGCCGGAGGAACCGCAAGCCAGGCGGGCCAAGCCUUCUGGUCUUUGGCAUCCCUCCAUGUUGGAAGACAUGAACCCUUCCGCCUCGGAGAUGCACCCCUAUGAAUGCAACCAGAAAACCCAUUGCUUGUCAGCCAUGGAGUCGGGCCCGUCUUUGGCAGGAGACUGGGAAACCGCCGAAGAGGAAGAGGAGAAGGAGGAAGAGAACAGUCAGUAUUUGAAUGUGCACAUGCGCCGGUCAGGGACGCUCAGAGGAUCCAGUCACAUGUAUGAUUCCUUCCGAAGGCAUAGCUGGGAGCCGGGGAAAGUGCUGGAAGAAGACUCAGAUUUUGACCAGCGAAGCUUAAGUUUGAAGGAAUUGGCACCUGAUGGACUUGACUCCACAGAGCAACUGGAUGGGCAUUCCUUGGGAAGGAGAGACCCCCGACGAGCCCCUAUUGGUCAUAGCAACGAUGAACUGGGCUCCCUGAUUUCUCAGGAUGAAGAGGAGGAGGAGGAUGGCCAGGGGAUGUCUCAGGACUGUUGCAAGAGGAAGCAGGUCUACGGCUUGUCUCCAAGUUCUCCCUGCAGUCAUCUGCCCAAGUCUGUAUCCAUGAGUGUCAUCGACAGUUACCCAGAUGCAGAUGAAUUUUCUCUUUAUGGUGAUAACAUCAGUCUAGCCAGUCGCUUCAGCAGUGGGAGCUGUGGGCAGCUGGAUACCAGCACGGUGGAGGUCCACGACCAGGUUCACUGGCAGAAGGAAGAGAAUGCUCUGGGUCGCACCCUCAGCUUCUUCAAGAAGAUGACUGGGAAGUCAAAGAACAAAGAAAAAGAAAGGAUGAAGGAAGGCAAAGAUAAGGAUGCCCGCUACACCAAUGGGCACCUCUUCACUUCCAUUACGGUCUCUGGCAUGACCAUGUGCUACGCGUGUAAUAAGAGCAUCACUGCGAAAGAGGCGCUGAUUUGUCCAACCUGCAAUGUGACCAUUCACAACCGCUGCAAAGACAGCCUGCCCAACUGUACCAAAGUCAAGCAAAAGCAGCAAAAGGCGGCGUUGCUGAAGAACAGUUCGGCAUUGCAGACGGUGUCCCUCAGGAAUAAAACCAUCACAAGGGAGCGUCCCAAUUCUGCCAUUUACCCAUCUGAGAGUUUUCGGCAGACCUUGCUGGGAUCCCGCAGAGGCCGCCCCACCUUGUCGCUUUCCAAAAGUGUCUCCACUACAAACAUUGCAGGAACGUUCAACGAUGAAUCCCCUCUGGGCAUCCGGAGAAUCCUUUCUCAGUCCACCGACUCCCUCAACAUGCGCAACCGAACCUUGUCUGUAGAAUCCCUCAUUGAUGAAGGAGCUGAAGGCCUUUACAGCCAGUUGAUGUGCGACUUUGAGAUGGACGAGAAGGAUUUCGAGGCUGAUUCCUGGAGUCUGGCCGUGGACAACAGCUUCCUGCAGCAGCACAAGAAGGAAGUCAUGAAGCGGCAAGAUGUCAUUUAUGAGCUGAUCCAGACGGAGCUGCAUCACGUCCGGACCCUGAAGAUCAUGAGCAACCUCUUUCGGAAGGGGAUGCUGGAAGACCUGCAGAUGGACUCCUCGGUGGUGCAGAGCAUGUUCCCCUGUGUGGAUGAGCUCAGCGAGAUCCAUGACGGCUUCCUGGCCCGCCUUCUGGAACGGCGGAAGGAAUCUCUGGCUGACGGCAGCACCAAGAAUUUUGUGAUCAGCCGCCUGGGAGACAUCCUGAUCCAGCAGUUUUCAGGCCCCGCUGCCGAGCAGAUGAAGAAGGCCUACUCAGAGUUCUGCAGCCACCACACCAAAGCCGUUAAGCUUUACAAAGAACUCUUCACUCGGGACAAGCGGUUCCAGCAAUUCAUCCGGAGAUUUUCACGCUCAUCGGUGCUUCGGCGGCAUGGGGUGCAAGAAUGCAUUCUCCUCGUCACCCAGCGCAUCACCAAAUAUCCUGGGCUCAUCGAUCGAAUCCGGCAAAACUCCAAAGGGAAUGAAGUAGAUCAGAAAGAUCUGAGCACAGCUCUGUCUCUGGUCAAAGACCUCAUCUCCACCGUCGACCAGGAAGUGCACAAUCAGGAGAAGAACGCGCGGCUGCAGGAAAUCUACAGCCGGGUGGAUGGCCGGACGAAGGCCUACCUGCCCUCAGAGCGGGGGCCCUUCAGCAAGGAGGAGAUGCUGCGACGGAAAGUUGUCCAUGACGGCUGCAUGCUCUGGAAGACCCCCGCAGGACGCUUCAAAGAUGUCUUGGCGGUUCUGAUGACGGACGUUCUCAUCUUCCUACAAGAGAAGGACCAGAAGUAUAUUUUCCCCACCCUGGACAAGCCAGUAGUCAUCUCCAUCCAGGACUUGAUUGUCCGUGAUAUUGCCAACCAGGAGAAGGGCAUGUUCCUCAUCAGUAACGCUCCGCCGGAGAUGUACGAGGUUCACGCUGCAUCGCGCGAUGACCGCAACACUUGGAUGAAGGUCAUCCAGCAGAGUGUGAAGCUCUGCCCUGACCGGGCUGACUUCCCCUUCAUUGAGACCGAGAGCGAAGCUUCUCUCAGGAAGCUGAAGGAUAAGAUUCAGCAGUGUGACCAGGAGAUUGGGGCCCUUCUCAGGGAGAAAAUAGAGCUCUUUGCGGACCUCGUGACUCUUCAGAGCGGCAGGGAAGACAGCCCUUCGCCCUGGGGAAACCCCCGCUCUCUCUUCCGCACCGAGUCAUCGGACUCCCUGCAUGGCGAGAAACUGAUCCAGGAAGGCAUCCGAGAAGUGGAACUUUUGAAAGAUCUUGUCGUGGGACCCACCUGGUAUCCAGAACAGAAUCACAUGCAGGUUCCCAGCAGCUGCUCCAGCCCAAACCCCAGUAACACCACAAACGGGGAGACUGGAAGUAUGAACGAUGCUCUUGAGUUUACCAGGGUCGAGGCUGAUUCAAACCAUCGGGAUGGAAACGGCAACCAGGUGCAGCCCAAAGGAGUGCAGGAGGAGAUGCUGCAGCGCCUCAAGAGCCUCUACUCUCUACUCCAUGGAUUGCAGGGCAUUGUCGCACAUCAGGACUCCCUUCUGGCCUUCCAGGCGCCUGAGGCCGGGGAACGGCGGGAACGGCUGAGCCGCAGCAAUUCCUGCAAAGAGGCCCCCACCGCGGCCGAACAGCAAAGCACGGAGCUCUCACUCUUGCAGAAGCAGCACGCCCUCUUGCAGCAGGAACUGAACCGCUGCCGGCAGCUGGGCCAGGAGAAGGCCCAGGAGGUGGCUGUUCUGGAGGCCCGGCUGCGGGAGAGUGAGGGGGAGCGGCAGCGGCUGGAGCGAGAGGUGGACGAGGCCCGGAGGCAGCUGGCCGCGCCCCGGGUGACCAUGGAAGCUGUCUGGAUUCGGAAAGGAGCUGAGCCCCGGAGGCGCAGUUUGCCUGCUGGGGAUGCUUUGUACCAAAGUUUCACGCCUCCUCCACAGAACCGAGUCGGAGAGCCCCUCUCGCCCGGCUGCCAUUCCCUGCACCGGACCUUCCCCAGUGGCCAGCGGGACGAGGUCGCCUUCUCCGGCAUCCCCCUGCAGGAGGAGGCAGAGGAACAUCUGCAGGUGCUGAUGGAGGAGGAGGGCCUGGGCAACUCCCGCUCUCCCCCAUCCAGCCCCAGAGAUUUCCUGAGGAUGCAGGAUAUUCCAGAAGAGGUGGAGAGCAUCCAGGAGCCCAGCGCUGGUGACGGAGACCUCCUGGGCAGUUAGAGGGUGCCAGGUCCGGGGAGCUGCCUAGCACGGCCCGAGCCACCAAGGACCACCUGCUCCCCUGCCGGUCCCCCUCCCUCCAUUUUUGUUUGAUCGAAGCCCCACACCAGGGGGUUUCAGGGACCUGGAAAACCACCUCAUGUGAACUUUGGGCUGGACUGGGGGAGGGAGAGGGAGGGUAGAGGGAACGCCUGUCCCAAGAGUGGGCAAAGAAGGGCGGGCAGCCCAUUGAGUUGCACAUCUCCAGGGACCGGUGGCUGUUGACCUCGGUCACCGAAGGAACCUUCCUUUCUCUAGCUCAUGUUGCUGGGUUCAGGCGGGCGCCUUCUGGGGUCCAUAAAAGCCGCCGGACCAUAAGAGCCCCGGUGCGUCGGGGCUGAUUGGGAUCCUAACCCCACUCCUGCUGUACUUCCUGCAAUUUAACUUUUAUUUAUUUUGGAAACGGGGGUGGAAGCCGACCCAUCCCGAUGGAAGAUAUUUUAAAUUAUUGUUAUUUUUUUUAAGUUGUUUCUGCUUUUGUUGAAAACUUUCAGGGGGUCUCGAAUGUGAGCAUUCAGGGCAAAAAAGUAGCAAGAUUGCUGGUCAGCCCCUCCACCUUGAAAGAGCCAGGAGAAGGCAGGUCGACCAAGGAGAACCCUCCAGGUCCUUAAAUUCUUAAAUUUAGGUGUGACUCAGUCAACUUGGGGUUCUGGAUUUUUAUUUUUCACCAGCUGCUCUCCUGCUAGUCAGCCUUUGUUUAGUUGAGAGAGCUUUUUUCCUUUUUUUUUUUUGAAAUCCAGUGUUUCCCACAAAAAGGAGGAAUUUUGACUGACUUCUCGCUCUUCCUCCCAAGAGAGAAAUUGGUUUGCAAAUCUCCAACUCUUGACUUCUUAAAAGAGAUCUAAUUCGUUCAGCUUUAAGGCAACGGCCUGUAUUUUCAAUCUCUAAUCCAGAGGUUUCCAAACUUGGCAACUUUAAGACUUAUGGACUUCAGCUCUGGGAGUUGAAGUCCACAAGUCUUAAAGUUGCCAAGUUUGGGGACCCCUGCUCUAAUCUUAAUUGGUUUUGGGGAAAUAGAUCCCAGAGAGAUGUUGGGGUUUGUAGAUGUUCCACCAACGAAUACUCAAUCCCUGUGUGGAGAUGAUGUUAUAAUAUGAUCAGUUAAACAUCAAAAACCUGGAGUUAUUUUUUUUGCAAGCUAAAUUUUGCCAAUCUUUCCACCCGGGAAGGGAAUGUUUUCUGUCUGCAAGCCUGAUGGUCUCCACUGAUAUGCAUUGCUGGGAUUUCAGAACAAUAUCUCUGUUUGGGAAUUUAGAUUGUGCUGUGAAAAUUCGGAUUUUGUUUGUUUGUUUGUUUGUUUUAUUGGGGGGAGAGCAAAGAGCAAAGACACAAUUUUCAGGGUUUUUUUAAGCCACAUUUUUUUUAACCAAAGCUUAGUGGAUUUUUUUUUUGUCAUUAAAAAUACGUAUCAGGGAAAAAACAUCAGGGAUUAGAGAUUGAGUUUGAAAUUGGCCUGAAUUCUAGCUUGCUUGGAAACAAAGAUAAAUGUGGUUUUAUUUUUUAUUUUUUUACAUUGCCAUUGACACAACUUGCACACCCACUGAGUAUGUUUAGCCCGAGUGUGUAUAGCCCGAGUUGAUCGAAACAAACGCCCAAAAAAAGGGAACCCCUUUUCUAAAGAUGUCGGUGUUUGAUCACUCCUUAAGAUGGUUGUUCCCGAGAACAAAUUCCACCCCAUCGGAAGGAAUGAAAAAUAAAGUACAAGAAGGAAUUUGUGUAAAUUGCAAAUAGGGGUCUCUCCUCUCUCAUCCUUGCACAAUUAAAAAAAAAAACACCAUUUCUAAGAUGCUAUUCCAGUCAAUUCCAUCCCAAUUUCUACAGAGAAUAAAUGUGUGAAAAAGAAAAAAAAACUCAGCUUGGUAAUAGAAAUUGUCCCUCACAGGUCAUUCUUCAGAUGGCCAGAAAUCCCCCAACAAUCUUCUCCUUUCUCUAUGGAACCACCAUCCAAUCCAUAUUUCUCUCACUUUAGCCAUUUUUAAAAUUCCUUUUCAACCCUUAAAA
Messenger RNA from Notechis scutatus (mainland tiger snake), 5758 nucleotides. It is a transcript of the gene ARHGEF2, whose product is annotated as Rho/Rac guanine nucleotide exchange factor 2. Gene Ontology annotation, cellular component: ruffle membrane; cytoskeleton. The record is from RefSeq and is a predicted model, not a curated record. Gene Ontology annotation, biological process: regulation of Rho protein signal transduction; positive regulation of neuron differentiation; actin filament organization. Lineage: Eukaryota; Metazoa; Chordata; Lepidosauria; Squamata; Elapidae. Gene Ontology annotation, molecular function: guanyl-nucleotide exchange factor activity; microtubule binding.